CUCUUAACGUCUGUGUGUGUGUGACUACACACAUACUCAAUCCUCUCUUAAAUAAAGCACAACCGCUUCUGACUUUUUGUAGCUUCAAAUACAAAAAUGUGUUUGAUGUAUAUUUUUGGAGCACUGGUCAUCGCAGCGACAGCCUUUAGCCAAGACAUGACAACUUUAACGACAAAAAACAAUUCUGUUCAAGACCUGUUUGUAGCAGUGGGUUCAUUUGUUCAGAUACCAUGCAUUGACGGAGAGCAAAAGGGGGUGGAGUGGAAAUUUAACAACUCUAUGCUUUUCUCGAGCCCUGUUCUUUCCCUAAAGAACAUCAGCCUGCAGGACCAAGGCAUCUACACCUGCCACAGACCAAAUGGGGACCCGAUACAAAGAGUCUUUCUACACCUGGGCUAUUCUCCUCCUUCUCCAGAUGUGCAUUGUUGGUCUCCAAGUUACCCUAAAAGGGCAGUAUGCUCGUGGACACUGAAUCCAAAUCCUACACUUCCAACACAUUACAUUGCUACAUAUAGGAGCCAUUCAGACCCACUUUCCAGUGCCCACCAAUGCCAAAGAUGGGGACAGGAAGAGAGGCAAUGUGUGCUACAAGAACUGAAGAUAUUUGAAAGCGAACCAACUCUUUUCAACAUCACAGCUGUUAACGCUUUGGGUAGCGCAACACGAAUAUGGCCAUUUAUUUUUGAGGAUAUAGUGAAACCAGAUCCUCCAGUAAAUGUGACAGUGAUGGUAAUGCCAGGGAAGAAGCUUUCUGUGCAAUGGGGUCCACCACCCAGCUGGCCGGAUCCGGUCAACUUUCCUCUUAAAUACACAGUGAAAUUCCACUGGGGCAAACCUGACACAGCCAGAACUCUGGGCCCUUAUGAGUCUAAUAACAUGGUUCUCCGUGGACUAGUGGCCGGAAGGACCUAUCACAUCCAAAUAUCUGCAAAGGACUUUCUGGACAAUGGACAGGGCAGUGACUGGAGUUCACCUAUAGGUGCCACUAUACCCAGUAAUUGAUUAUGCACAACGUUAGCUUAAUGAAUAUAUUCAAGCUUGAACAUCCAGAUUAUCAUCAUAAACCAUUAACCAAUCAUAGCUUCAUCCUACAUAUAAUCACAAGCGUAUAAACAUUUAGAAAAUCUCAUUGCUGUUUUAAUUUGUUUGCGAAAAAAAUAAAAUAUAGCGCAAGAAAAUG
Molecule: messenger RNA, 1180 nt
Organism: Triplophysa dalaica
Lineage: Eukaryota; Metazoa; Chordata; Actinopteri; Cypriniformes; Nemacheilidae
Gene: ebi3
Product: Epstein-Barr virus induced 3
Exons: 6
Coding region: 97-1002 (301 amino acids)
Biological process (GO): cytokine-mediated signaling pathway
Cellular component (GO): external side of plasma membrane; membrane
Molecular function (GO): protein binding; cytokine receptor activity
Source: RefSeq, a predicted model, not a curated record